CGUAACCCUAUAUUAAAGGCAUGUUGUAACUCUUGCACGCUAAUUCCAAUCGCGUGGAUACUGAAACUUCUUAGCAUGAAGAAUGAUGCCACCUUGAAAUUUCACAAGUCGACUUUUCUCACCUUGUUCUUCCGAAGAGCGUUAAGGUCUUAUCUACAUAAUUUUCAACCUUUUGCAAUCUUUCGUGUGUAUGAAGGUACAAAGAUGUCUGAAUAUGAUCAACAUAUAUACUCCAAAUAAAUCUUUGUUUCACAAUUAUAAUAAUUAUCCCAUCUCUCUCAGACAAAGACUCUUUCCACCCCUCUAUAUCUAUAUCCAGUCUGUUACUCUUCCAAUUAAGUGUCAUUUUGUACGGUUUUGAACACGAGCGAAGAAUCCUUUUUUCGACUUUGUCUAUCCGAUUUCCGACCUGAUAAUUGAAAACUAUCAAAUAGUUAUGGAUUUCUUCAGAGAGGCUAAGGCUGUUAGACUCAGAAGCCACUUGAACAAAUACCUAGUAGCCGAUGAUGAUCAAGUAUCCACUCGGCAGAGUAGAAAUGGUGCAGCACGAAAAGCCCGGUGGCUAGUCGAGCAAGUCGACAACAACCCCCACGUCCUCCGCCUCAAAAGCUGCCACGGCAGGUACCUCACCGCCUCCGAUGAGGCUUUCCUAUUAGGCAUGACAGGUCACAAAGUCCUCCAAACCCUGCAGGAAAACAUCAAGGACAUGAAAAUUGAGUGGCAGCCUAUAAGGGAUGGAUUUCAAGUAAGGUUAAGGGCCUGCGGAGGCACAUAUUUACGUGCGAAUGGAGGCACGCCGCCUUGGAGGAAUUCGAUUACACAUGAUAGUCCUUAUACUUCUUCUACACAUAAUUGGAUUUUAUGGGAUGUAGAGGCCAUUGAAAUUCCCGAAAAUGAGUCCUCGACACAUUAUUUAUCGAUGGUUUCGAGUUUUUCGUCGGUUUCGGAUGAACUGUCAGGGUUGGACCUCGGGUCACCGGAAUCGAUACACUCCAGUUAUUCUCCCUCCCCUAGAUUACACUCUUGUUAUUCUCCCUCCCCCAGAUUAUCUAUGAAGAAGAGCAAUUUGAGCUUGACCACAAGAACCACCGCAAUGGAUCUGUUCCAAAACGCCAAGGCAGUGAGACUGAAAAGUGUGCACAGCAAGUAUUUAAUAGCAGAAGAAGACGAAGAAUUAGUGACCCAACAUCGGACUGGUUCAUCAAAGAAUGCAAAAUGGACAGUAGAAUUUGUCGAAAAUUCGGACAACAUAAUCCGCCUCAAAAGCUGUUAUAAUAAGUACUUAACAGCAUCAGACAAGCCAUUUUUGCUGGGUAUGACGGGGCGUAAGGUGUUGCAAACAAUGCCUGGGAGGCUCGACUCUUCCGUCGAAUGGGAACCCAUUCUCCAUGGCAGUUCUGUGAAACUCAAGACGAGGUAUGGGCAGUUUUUGAGGGCUAAUGGCGGGUUGCCGCCGUGGAGAAACUCAGUUACACAUGAUAUUCCUCAUCGGACUGCGACCCAGGAUUGGGUUUUCUGGGAUGUGCAUGUGGUGGAAAUCUUGGUUAUGUCGCCGACGGCGGCGUUGGCGCCGCCAGUUUUGACUGCUAACUUGGAUUCUUUUGCUUCGGAUUCUAGUUCACCGCCUACUCCUUCCUUAAAUUCUGCCACCUUUUCUGGACCAGAGUCGAAUGAUUCUUUGAUUAGUUCACCAUUGAACUGGAGCGAUGGCAGAUUGAUUUACUUUCAUAUAGCCAACGAAUAUGGGGAAAUUGAUGAAGGAUUUGAGGAGCUCUGUACUACAUUUAAGGGAAAUGGCAUUCGAGAAUUGACGAAAAAGUUAGGGGAGGAAUUGGGAGUUGAUAAUAUUACUGUAUGUACACGAAGUCCAUUGAAUGGAAAGCUUUACCCUCUUCAUUUACAGCUUCCUCCCAAUAAUGCAACUAUGCAUAUUGUUGUGAUUCCGACCUCAUCAGAAGAAUCUGGAGAUUUGAAAACAUCAAGAAUGCCAUUGUAGAAGGAACUUAUAAACGGUACGAGUGCAGACUUCCCUGAUGCUCGAGUUAGCUUCCAGAGCCUUUUCAUCUCGAUGUCGAUGAUAGUUGAACUCGUGAAGAUUUUGUAAAUACGUUCUAUACAAACUACAAUAGAGCUUCUUCAGUUUUCUUUCGUUCUUUAUUCUUAAAUCUUCUUUUUGAUCUGUUUCGUUUUCCCUUUUUUUUUUGGCGUCUGUCUCUGAAAUAACUUUGCUGUAAAAAAUGUCUACCCAUUUUGAGAAUUGGGGUUUGAAGAGUUGAGUAAGUAUAAACGAGGUCUUGCAAAGGA
Olea europaea var. sylvestris is the source of this 2304-nucleotide messenger RNA. RefSeq lists its product as uncharacterized. Bases 437 to 1996 code for a protein of 519 amino acids. The record is from RefSeq and is a predicted model, not a curated record. The transcript is spliced from 5 exons. NCBI's taxonomy places the organism in Eukaryota, Viridiplantae, Streptophyta, Magnoliopsida, Lamiales, Oleaceae.